AUGGUCAGGCUCAGCCUUUUCAUAACGACUAUCUUGUCGUCUACGGCGCUGGCGUCGGAACUCCUCCUCGACACCACGAGUGGUCCAGUAGAAGGUUUCUAUAACAGCUCGUCUGUGCGUGCGUUUCUAGGUAUACCAUACGCUGAGCCAGCAACGGGGUCACGUCGAUUCAAGCCACCCGUGCCCAAAUCGCGAUCCAGCCAGACCGUUCAGGCCAGCUCGUUUCCUGCAACAUGCCCAGGGCAGUAUACCUUCUCCAAUGAGUCCAUCUGGAGCGUCCUACCCUACAUGCCAUGGAACACGGAUAGCAUGUCAGAAGACUGUCUUGCGAUAAAUGUAUGGGCGCCCAAAUCUAACAAAGAAAAUGGUAAAUUCGCGGUGAUGAUGUACAUCUACGGUGGGGGGUUCACCCAGGGCGGAUCGGCCAUCCCCUUCUACGAUGGGACGAACUUGGUCGAGGAGCACCAGGAUAUAAUUGUCGUUACCUUUAACUAUCGUGUCUCUAUAUUUGGGUACCCUAACGCUCCGGGUCUUGAACCUGGACAACAAAACGUUGGACUUCUCGAUCAGAGACUCGCCGUUGAAUGGGUUCACCGCAAUAUCGGCCAAUUCGGUGGAGAUCCCUCAAGAAUUAUGCUGUUUGGCCAGAGUGCUGGGGCAGCGUCCACGGAUCUGUUCACCUAUGCGUACCCAAACAACCCCAUCGUACACGGCGUUAUCAUGCAAUCGGGCGCCGCAUCGAUAAUUAUGAAUGAAGACAAAACCCAUCAGAACUGGAAGAAUCUGACCCAAGCACUCGGAUGCAGUACUCUGCAAUGCAUGCAGGGCAAGCCGUGGGCAGAUAUACUCGAGGAAGUGUCUUCUGGGUCUUACAGCUUUAGCCCGGUACCAGACAACGUUACAGCAUUCGCCGAUUAUGAAGCUCGUGCGAGACAAGGAGGGCUCGCUCGUUUGCCAACAUUAAUUGGCGGUGCCAACCGUGAAGCAUCAGCGUACAUGAAUCUUAGCUCCAAGUCCAUCAAUGAGACGCUGGUAUAUACAGCUACUCAGAACACAUUUAAUUGCCCAAUUGUUGAGACGGUGGGUAACCGCCUCGAGCAAGAUAUCCCAACCUGGCGAUACCUGUACCACGGCAAUUGGUCCAGCUUGAGUCCGACUCCUUGGCUUGGAGCGUACCAUUCUAGUGAUGUACCCAUUAUCUUUGGGACAUACAACAAUACACCAGUUCAACCGCCCUCCAGCCCAGCAGAGGUCACAGCGAGCAAAUAUAUUCAAGGCGCAUGGGUGGCAUUUGCCAAAGAUCCCUGGAACGGGUUGAAUAACUAUGGAUGGCCCCAGUUUACCUCACAGAACCGGUCCCUAGUCAAUUUAGCUCUGGACAACCGCGCUACGGCAACGAUAGGCUCUGCGGAAAAAUCCAAGACAGGAUGCCGCACAUGCCGAGCCCGUCGUGUCAAAUGUGAUGAGACCCCGGGAUCAUGUCGCAACUGUAUCUCAACGGGCCGAAAGUGCGAAUACGACAUCCAGCGCCUGCCACGUCGGCUACCUGGGAAUCGACCGACCGCCGAAUCUAUAGUGCUAUCUACAAACAUUGCCGGUGGCUUUCGGUGGAAAAUCACGUCCGACGAGCGUCGGUGUUUUUCAUUCUUCCAACACCAGUCCCUUCCCACUAUAAUCGGAUAUUUUGACUCCCCCCUAUGGCAGAAGUUGGUUCUUCAGAUGAGUCAGGUCGACCAGGCAGUCUACCAUGCAGUCGUGGCAUUUGCCGCAAUCCAUGCAGACUACGAGGCCCGUGGAAACCCUGUAACAAUAUAUGAUUUGGACAACUCGUGGCAGCGGUUUGCGAUCGAUCAAUGCGGGAGAGCAUACGCGCUAUUGACUGCGCGCUCUGCGUCGCAGGAUCCCAAUUUACAGGAGGUCACACUCGUGUGUUGCAUGUUGUUUGUACUCUCGGAGCUCAUGCGCGGUUACUAUGACCUUGCUUUCACCCAUCUGCGAAAUGGCUUGCAAAUCCUGAAGGAUGUGGGCCGUCGCCAAUUGCCUGAUCCAAAUCCUACACGCGCCUCAACUAUAGAACAAAGUCUCGUUGAUACCUUUUCUCACCUGGAUGUCCAGUCAGCGUAUUUUGGUGUGGGCGAACUAGUACUCCCUGUGCAGUCAGACGCGUGUCUUUUGAAGUGGAAUAAGGGCAACGUGACAGCAUUUCAUCAUAUUUGUGAAGCCCGAAGGGUAUUAGACUCUCUUAUGGGAGCGGUGUUCCAGUUUCAUACCUCCGUCUCACCCCUGUCGCUGACAGAGAUCAGCGUCAGGUAUGGAUACCUUUCGAAACGGCAAUUCGAUCUCGGUUCUCAGCUUCGGCAGUUUGCCCAAGCAUUUGAUCCUCUUUAUAGGUAUCUAUCCGCGCGGUGUGAUAUCAAAGUGAAACGGGGCGCGGACAUAAUCUAUUUGCACCAGCUGUCCCUGUCCAUGAUUCUCGAAACAUGUCUUCUUUGUCGCACGAAGGAACUCCUUGAUUAUUAUACGCCAACAUUUAGGACGAUCGUCGCACUAGCCGAGGUGAUUACAGCCAGCUUCACGGAACUUCCCAGCAUUCUGCUCCAUAUGGGGGUUAUCGCUCCGUUGUUCUUCGUUUCAACCGAGUGUAGUGAACCUGAGGUUCGAUGGCGAGCGAUUCGAGCGCUCCAAUCUUGGCCGCAUCGCGAAGGGACUUGGGAUUCCAAUCUGGUCGCAAGAAUAGCCAUUGAGACGAUGAGAAUUGAGGAACAGACUGUCAAAGACAACGGUCAAGCUUGUCGUAUCAGCCACGCUUUUACGACAGUAUCGCCAGAAGACCAAUCCUCGGCUCAGAUGUUGUACACUCUUGAUGACGACGACGAGGUCCAAUCACGUACAUUUUCGCUGGAAUAA
This is a messenger RNA of Aspergillus caelatus, 2907 nucleotides long. Its product is annotated as Alpha/Beta hydrolase protein. Gene Ontology annotation, biological process: regulation of DNA-templated transcription. Gene Ontology annotation, molecular function: zinc ion binding; DNA-binding transcription factor activity, RNA polymerase II-specific; carboxylic ester hydrolase activity. The transcript is spliced from 9 exons. Bases 1 to 2907 code for a protein of 968 amino acids. Lineage: Eukaryota; Fungi; Ascomycota; Eurotiomycetes; Eurotiales; Aspergillaceae. The record is from RefSeq and is a predicted model, not a curated record.